AUACUACUCCGUCCAACCAUGCCCACCUUCCUCAGCGACCUCUGCAUGCUCAUAUGGUCGAGUCUAACGUGCGCGUCUCUUCCGAAGAAUCCUCAAUUCAAAUCAAGGCCCCCAAGCGUGAAAAUCUCGACGUUGGGGCUUUUAGAGUAGUUGCGCACGCAGGCACUUCUGGGGCAUGUCUCCCGUGUUCCCACCGGAACGGCGCACGGCGGGAUCCAUGGCUUCCGAAGGGCGUGCAUUUCAAUGCUCCGGAUCUCCAGAGCCGUUGCAAUCUGUAAAGGCUCACAGAAGGACAAAGAACUCCAUUAUAGGUACAGGGGCUGACGAUUCAUUGUCUGAAAACAUUGCCACGGGAUGCCUCCUCAACUCUCUUGCUGUAAAUGGGAAAUCGUCAUCUAGUCAUUUUCCGCCUCUUCCGUUGGCGAAAGCACUCGCAGAGCCGUCUCUCCCUCAAAGCUCUUUCAAUAUUUCGAGCCUUCUUACGUCUUCUGCUGGUUCUCCACCAAAGCUGAACUUGUUCAAGGGUGUCCUUCCUUCUCCAGUUUCCAGCCCCCAAUCACGAGCUCAUGUGCCUGCUAUGCCUCGCGGGAAACUGUCUGCUGAUCCUGAUGACUUACGCGUUGCUUUCAUAUCAUCUCGUCGAACAGGCGGCAAGGUAGAAAAUAAACGAGACGCAUAUAGCGCCUUUCCGCCUUCACCUGAUGAGGCUUGGUCGACCAUUCAGUCUUCCAAGAAAGCGAAAGCGCGGACCGUUAAUCCGAGCUCGGUCAGUCAACGACAGCCUAUCGUCAUAUCAAAAGGUUUCAGGCUCCCGCUACUCAAGACUGAGCCUGCGCAAGCCAAGAAGGCUUCCAUGACCUAUCGCCCGCCUCCGCGUCGCACUGCCGAGCAAGCAAAUGCGGGCCCGACCGUCACUGUAUUUCAUCCACACACGCCAGAAUCUCUCUCGCGUCCGUCAUUACGUGAAGACAGGGGAAAUGCGUGCACUUCUAGUAAGCACGGCCGUAAUUUGUUUUUCUCCGGCUUCGUCUUUUUGGUCACUGCAUAUAGUCUCACGCGAUACGCAUAUAUGUGAACUCGGGCAUUGACGAAUCGUUUUUCGCAGAUCCUCCUGGUGCUGUGGAUCUCGACGCCUAUGCGAGCAGCCGAAUACCGGAAGGCUCGCGUCUAC
This is a messenger RNA of Laetiporus sulphureus 93-53, 1171 nucleotides long. RefSeq lists its product as uncharacterized. Bases 176 to 1075 code for a protein of 299 amino acids. The record is from RefSeq and is a predicted model, not a curated record. The transcript is spliced from 2 exons. Lineage: Eukaryota; Fungi; Basidiomycota; Agaricomycetes; Polyporales; Laetiporaceae.